UAUUACUUCUCUUUUUACCAGCUGGUCCUGUGUGGUGAAAUUUUGAGGUGGAAAAGCAAACAAACCCAUACAUUGUACAGAGCUCUCUGUAGCUAGAUGCUAAUAAAGUAAGGUGUUCUCUGCUAAUAGAAUAUUAGAACUAAUUGCUAUGUUAAAUGUACUUGCAGAUAACAAAAAUAUUGGUUUAUGAAUAAUUGAGUAUGAUUGUUGAAAUGAAGAUUUUAAACUGAAAAGCUAGUUCUUGGUUACAAAGGAAUAUGUUUUCAACUAGAUAUAGUGUUGAUAUUUACUCCAGUGCUGAAUUUUCUAAAUAGACAGACUACUGUGGCUAGGUCCAAGUUUGAGGAAACAUUCCAGGCACAGACUGAAAAAGCACUCUGCUACCAACAGCACAUGGGAUUCCGGGGGGCAGAUAGCUGAAGUCAAUGGAGAUAUGACAACUUGCAUCAGCUGAGGAUCUGCUCCCAAGAAUAAAUGAGACUAUCAGAGCACCCCAGUUUGUGAACCUCAGUGGAGGCUGAACAAUCCCUUUUACUACACCCUCAAGCCUUCGCCUAGUCCACUAGCAUCACUUGAACUUCAGCCACCUUGUUAUAAUCCAAGUUGCAGUUUCUGAUGUGCACUGAUGAACCACACACACUCUGCUCUCUGGUUGCAUCAUUCUACUGAAGUGGAUGACUUGGGCUGUUAUCACAGUUGUAUAGUUCAACACCAUUUCGGAUGAAUGCGCUUUAAACAAAAUCUAGAAUCUUCCUACCUGGAACACCUUUCUAACUUGUAAAGUUGGGAGAGGAGAGGAAUUCAGGAAAGGAAAUUUCAGCCUGCAAGUUUUUGACCAUAUGAAAAUAAGGUUCAUGUUGGGGAGAGGCCUAAAACGCAAGCUGAGUGACUAUGAGGAGAACAUGGCUGGUCUCUCAAGUGCCUUUGAUUCCAGUCGAAAUCUGCCAUAUCCACUUAAGAGGCAGUUAGUGCUGAAUAUGUGCCUCACUAAACUACAAACUUACAAAAUGCUGGUGGAACCAAACUUGCACCGUUCUGUGCUCAUAGCCAACACAGUAAGGCAAAUUCAGGAGGAAAUGAGACAAGAGAGCCAGCAGCCAAUUAAUGUAUGUAAUGGCAUUGCUCCCAAUCCUCCCAGCUACCCAGGAAUUGAUUCAUCUGGAAUUUCUUUACAUUUGCCUUCAGGUAGCAGCCAGCAAGAGUCUAACGGUUGUAACUCGUGGUCUGCAGAAGGCCCAAUUGAAAAUAGCCUGCUGAUGGUUUCAGAUGAUGACAUGUCAUCUGCCAUUUCAUCUAUUCUGAAGGAUUUGGACUUCAUGGAAGAUAUAAGUCCACCUACUUCUUUGGUUCCAGCUGGAGAUGAUGAGCCGCCGAAGUCUCCAGAAAACACAUGUCUAAAACUAGAAGAUGAUAGACAAGAUUUGAAGGGAGCUGAAUGUGUUUUUGGUUCCUUUGAAAUUUCAAAUUCAACCAGUUACUUAAAAGAUUUGGCUAUAGAUGACAUCUUUGAAGAUAUUGACACUUCAAUGUAUGAUUCAGACUUCUGCUCUCCCCCACUAAUGGCACCUAGACCACCUUCUGCUGCUACAGAAGAAACAUUGAAAACCUUCCCAUCUUGCAAUUCUUCCUCAACAAACAAUAUUCCGAUAUGUAGAACAGAUCUGAGUGAGUUGGACCAUAUCAUGGAAAUUCUUGUUGGAUCUUGAUAUUUAUUUUUUAACCAAAGAUGCUUUCUGUGCUGCCACUUAUCAUUGGUUUGAGGAUAAAGCCACUGGGAAAGCUGCAAGGAAUUUCUUUUAAAACAAAACACAGUUGUCCAUGAGUAGUUCUUAAAAUGUCUGUUAUAAAUCAAAAAAAUGGCAGUUUUUUAAAUGAAAUUAUUUAUUUGACAAAUUGUGCAAUCAUCUUUUUCCUUCUGGGGGUGCGUGUGUGUAUUGACAUAAAAACAUAUGCACGUAUCCUUACCCGCCACCCCUCCCCCCUUUGAAUAAAUGUUUAUGUGCAAUUUUUAAUUUGUCAGAAGAAUUUACAUACAAAAUGAAUUUCAAAUGGGAAUCUCUGAUGAAGCCUAGAUUUUAUUUUUAAUAUUAAAAUACAUGCCAAGUUGGCAUACAUUGGAGUUGCAUAUUUGGAUUGUGCAAAUCCAUCAGCAUUACUAGAGAUAUAGAUAUAUUUUAAAAAUAUUAAAACAAAUGUCACUUCCCUUUGGUCGGAAAAGCAGACUCAAGACACUUGUCAGUGAAGUACCUUGCAUUUUCUAAAGCAUUCAGAACUAUUUAUUUUUGUAAAUUUUAUAGUCUUUCUACAUUUUACUACAUUAUUUCAUCAUAAUACAAAUAUAAUGUAUUUCUAGCUGGAUGUGGCUAGUACUACCUCUAUAAGCUGAAAUGCUUUGACUCUUUCCAGUGCUUUGUCUAAGAAUGCAAGUUUUGUUUCUCCAUUGUAUUUUUCUGGUGGGGGGGGAAAAACAU
Terrapene triunguis (Three-toed box turtle) is the source of this 2471-nucleotide messenger RNA. RefSeq names its product SERTA domain-containing protein 2-like. Lineage: Eukaryota; Metazoa; Chordata; Testudines; Emydidae. The coding region runs from base 840 to 1706 and encodes 288 amino acids. The transcript is spliced from 4 exons. The record is from RefSeq and is a predicted model, not a curated record. Gene Ontology annotation, cellular component: nucleus. Gene Ontology annotation, molecular function: transcription regulator activity.